This is a messenger RNA of Impatiens glandulifera, 723 nucleotides long. RefSeq lists its product as uncharacterized. The record is from RefSeq and is a predicted model, not a curated record. Lineage: Eukaryota; Viridiplantae; Streptophyta; Magnoliopsida; Ericales; Balsaminaceae. The transcript has a single exon. The coding region runs from base 22 to 699 and encodes 225 amino acids.
UUCUUCUCAAGGUAUUCGAAAAUGGUAGCUGCUAAUAUUGGUCCCGGCAAGUUUUACGGCAACAGCUUACCGAGGCCAAGGUUCUACACCGACGUUAAAUUCAACGAUGAACGAGUCGAUCCGCCUACGCCGAUGCUUGAUCCGUUCUUGUCUUGGGCCAGUGAUGCCCACUGGUCAAUGGGUGGUCUUAGCUUCAAGCGUCUACGUCUUCAAGGACGAAUUGAAGGUAACAUCAAGCGCCUUCGCGUAGAGCGGGAGAAAUUCCAGAAGAAGAGAUCUAAAAUCGCGGGUUCCCCUUCACCCAUCGAUGAUUCAUCCAAUCUCAUAAGCACGAGGCUUUCUCCGCCUCCUGCUCCCAUUGCAAACAAGGGUCGUCGUCGUUUCAUGGCAGUGAUUGAGGAAGAUGAUGAUGAGGAGGAGAUAGUGAACAGCAAUUAUGAUGGAUGUUCUAGUAGGAAGCGGAAGCCGGCAAGGAGGCUUGAUGAUGAUUUUGAUCGCGUGGCAGAUGAUGUUGUUUUGGAGAGGAAGGAGAAGAGAACCCAUGUUAAGAGACCUUCAUUGGAUCUGAAUAUUAUGGCUAUGACAUCUGAGAUUGAGAAUGUUUAUAAGAAACCUGUUAGGGUUACAAGAAGUUCAUCUUCAAGUUCUCAGAGUAGAACAAGAAGCUCUCGAAGAAGAAGGUUGGUCAAACGUGUUUAGAUUAGUUCUUAACUUCAUUUUGUA